Molecule: messenger RNA, 234 nt
Organism: Echinostoma caproni
Lineage: Eukaryota; Metazoa; Platyhelminthes; Trematoda; Plagiorchiida; Echinostomatidae
Source: the annotation of a GenBank genome assembly
AUGGAUGACUUCUACGUUAUUUCACAGUUGGCUGUCCGACGUUCACCGCAAAAUAUUUACUGGAAUGUCUUGUCUUUGAUCGAAGAUGAGCAACGUAUCACAAAAGCUGAGGCGGACGUUCCCAUGGCUAUGCAUCUGGUCAAGAAAGCUUGGGUGUCUGUGCACCCGAAUGUAACAAUCAAUGCCUUAAUGAAAGCUGGAUUCAAAUCCACAUUGAUUCAUCCGGUGAUGUAG